ACAUGAAUACAAUAAUCACACAAUCACCCCAUAUAUUUCACACUCGAGUCUUCCACUCUCACCCCCCAACACAACAAACCCAUCCAACUCUCUCAACUAAUUUCCCAAGAUCUAGAUGGCCCCUACUCUAGUAGCUAACGGCGGCGAUAUCUCCGCCGCGAAACCCGCCGUCACCGGCCGCAUCGCCACCGUGUACAGCGAAGUGCAGAACAGCAGAUUGGAUCACGCUCUGCCACUCCCCGCGGUUAUCAAAAACUCAUUCAGUGUCAUCGAAGGCCCCGCCAGCUCCGCCGCCGGCAAUCCAGAUGAAAUUGCGAAGUUGUUUCCAUGCCUGUUCGGACAGCCUUCUGCAGUUUUGGUGCCCGGUGACGGGAAGGGAUUGUUGUCAGGUCAAAACUUGAAGAUUGGUGUCGUGCUAUCAGGAGGCCAAGCUCCUGGAGGACAUAAUGUCAUUUCGGGAAUUUAUGACUACUUGCAGGAUCGUUGCAAAGGGAGCACCUUGUAUGGAUUCAAUGGUGGUCCGGCUGGGAUCAUGAAGUGUAAAUAUGUGACAUUGACCUCAGAAUAUAUCUACCCAUACAGAAAUCAGGGUGGAUUUGAUAUGAUUUGCAGCGGGAGGGAUAAGAUUGAGUCCCCUGAACAGUUUAAGCAAGCUCAAGAGACAGCAAAAAAGCUUGAUCUUGAUGGGCUUGUUGUGAUUGGUGGGGAUGACUCAAACACAAAUGCUUGCCUUCUUGCUGAAAACUUCAGGAGUAACAAUCUGAAGACCCGAGUGAUUGGAUGCCCAAAGACUAUUGAUGGUGACUUGAAAUGCAAAGAGGUUCCCACCAGUUUCGGGUUUGACACUGCUUGCAAGAUUUAUGCUGAAAUGAUCGGAAAUGUCAUGACGGAUGCUCGCUCCACAGGAAAAUAUUAUCAUUUUGUGCGACUUAUGGGCCGCGCUGCGUCCCACAUUACAUUGGAGUGUGCCCUGCAGACUCAUCCAAACAUCACUCUUGUUGGAGAAGAGGUUGCCUCUAAGAAGGAAACCUUAAAGAAUGUCACAGACUACAUUGCUGAUGUAGUUUGUAAACGUGGAGAACUUGGAUAUAACUAUGGUGUGAUACUAGUACCUGAAGGACUUAUUGAUUUUAUUCCUGAGGUGCAGCACCUCAUUGCAGAACUGAAUGAAAUUCUGGCCAGUGAUGUUGUAGAUGAAGGUGGUCUCUGGAAAAAGAAACUCGCGCCCCAAACACUAGAGCUAUUUGAAUUACUACCUCCCGCAAUUCAAGAUCAAUUGAUGCUUGAAAGGGACCCUCACGGGAAUGUCCAGGUUGCAAAAAUUGAAACAGAGAAAAUGCUUAUCCAAAUGGUUGAGACUGAAUUGGAGCAGCGGAAACAGGCUGGUUUAUAUAAGGGCCAAUUCAAAGGACAAUCACAUUUUUUCGGUUAUGAAGGAAGGUGUGGUUUACCAUCUAAUUUUGAUGCUACAUACUGUUAUGCAUUGGGUUAUGGUGCUGGAGCAUUACUUCAUAGUGGAAAGACUGGAUUAAUAUCAUCGGUUGGAAAUUUGGCUGCUCCUGUUGAAGAAUGGACAGUUGGUGGUACUGCAUUGACUUCUUUGAUGGAUGUCGAGAGGAGACAUGGAAAAUUCAAGCCAGUGAUUAAGAAGGCAAUGGUGGAGCUUGAUGGUGCACCAUUCAAAAAAUUUGCUUCGCUUCGUGAAGAAUGGGCCCGAACAAAUUGUUACAUUAGUCCAGGUCCCAUUCAGUUUGUUGGACAAGGAUCUGAUAAAGUUAAUCACACCUUAUUGCUGGAGCUAGGUGUUGAAAUAUAAUUUUGUUUCUGUUUUUUUUUGUUGUGGGAAAAUUGCAAUGUUAUUCAACUCUAGUAAACAGUGAUUUGAGAUAUUUCCUAAAGAAUAAUUUCUUCCUAGUUAUUAGACUUUUAAUAUCCAUUACUUUUUAUGCA
Molecule: messenger RNA, 1950 nt
Organism: Daucus carota subsp. sativus
Lineage: Eukaryota; Viridiplantae; Streptophyta; Magnoliopsida; Apiales; Apiaceae
Product: pyrophosphate--fructose 6-phosphate 1-phosphotransferase subunit beta
Exons: 16
Coding region: 116-1816 (566 amino acids)
Biological process (GO): fructose 6-phosphate metabolic process; glycolytic process; response to glucose
Cellular component (GO): cytosol
Molecular function (GO): diphosphate-fructose-6-phosphate 1-phosphotransferase activity; 6-phosphofructokinase activity; ATP binding
Source: RefSeq, a predicted model, not a curated record